Messenger RNA from Sinocyclocheilus rhinocerous, 713 nucleotides. RefSeq names its product akirin-1-like. The transcript is spliced from 3 exons. The record is from RefSeq and is a predicted model, not a curated record. The coding region runs from base 21 to 248 and encodes 75 amino acids. Gene Ontology annotation, cellular component: chromatin; nucleus. NCBI's taxonomy places the organism in Eukaryota, Metazoa, Chordata, Actinopteri, Cypriniformes, Cyprinidae. Gene Ontology annotation, molecular function: transcription coregulator activity. Gene Ontology annotation, biological process: myoblast migration involved in skeletal muscle regeneration; positive regulation of transcription by RNA polymerase II; positive regulation of macrophage chemotaxis.
GGAUAUUCAGAUUCGUGUGUAUGUUUUUAGGUGCCUCAUCAUUGAAGAAGGAUCAGCCACUGUUCACGCUGAGGCAGGUUGGCUAUUUGUGUGAGCGCCUUAUUAAAGAUCACGAGGAGAAGAUGCGCGAAGAGUAUGAACAGAUACUAAACACAAAGCUUGCAGAACAAUAUGAGUCCUUUGUGAAAUUCACACAGGAUCAGAUUAUGCGAAGAUAUGGCGCCAGGCCUGCAAGCUAUGUGUCUUGAGGAACAUUAUAGAUGGUACUAGCCACCCCUCAGCAGCUGGUUGCUGUAGAACCAGCUCCCUUCGUUUCACUUGAAAUUUCCUCCUACUUUUGAUUCUCUAUUUUUCACUUUUAAAAAUGCUUGGGUGCUAUGGUCUAUCCACAUUUAACUAAUUUUUUUUGCUGAACUGUUACUGAUGCCCCAACACCAAACAUGCAAAUCUAGAUGCAUUCUAAGGAAGUUUAAUCUCUUAAGAAUUUGUGGGAAAAGAUGUCAAACUACCGCUGUAAAAAGCUUGGCUGAUGCGAUCAUCUCUGUAUAAUGUAAUGUGACUGACCUGCAGCAGAUAUACCAGACUCUUCCUCUAUCCUUCAGUCUCUCUCUUUUUUUUUUUUUUUUUUUUAUUUUUUUUUUUUUUUUUUUUUUUUAAUAUUUUCUUUUCUUUUUUUUUCUUUUUUUGACAAAUAAAAGAUCUGUGAUAAGUCA